This is a messenger RNA of Theobroma cacao (cacao), 330 nucleotides long. The record is from RefSeq and is a predicted model, not a curated record. NCBI's taxonomy places the organism in Eukaryota, Viridiplantae, Streptophyta, Magnoliopsida, Malvales, Malvaceae.
AUGGCCAGCGGAUCAUCCAAACACCAUGUUGUCGUUUCAGCCAACUCUGUUCCUUUCGCUCAUCAAUUCGACCUCGACGAUGCUAUAACGAUGUCGGAGAAUCCUCAAGCCAGGCAACAAGCAGUUACCUCUUUGGUUUCAGACAUGCCGGUUGUUAAUGAUGCAACUGGAAGUUGCUCAAUUUGCAUGGAAUGUUUCAGGCAAUCUGAUCAGGGAGCUGCUAGACAAGUCUCCUGCGGCCAUGUCUAUCACCAUAUUUGUAUUUCCGAUUGGCUCUUAAACGGCAACAGCAACUCUUGCCCUCUUUGCCGUCAUGAAAUCUCCGGUUGA